This is a messenger RNA of Puccinia graminis f. sp. tritici CRL 75-36-700-3, 398 nucleotides long. RefSeq lists its product as uncharacterized. NCBI's taxonomy places the organism in Eukaryota, Fungi, Basidiomycota, Pucciniomycetes, Pucciniales, Pucciniaceae. Bases 1 to 348 code for a protein of 115 amino acids. The transcript is spliced from 4 exons. The record is from RefSeq and is a predicted model, not a curated record.
AUGUCUUCUUCUCCAUACCUCGCCGUUUUCGUCUCCAAUAUCUCCAAUUUUAGCUCUCGUCCCUCAGCGCUCAUCCCCUAUACGGACACCUGGCUACUCAACUACCGAAGAAAUAGGUUGGGCACGUGUCGUGAAGAUUACACAUUCGCCCCCGAGAUCCCUAAUUCGCCCGACCAGGAAACCCGUAUCGGGAAGCUCUGGCGCAGUUCAGAGGGGCUGCCCCCGAUUUAUCGUAAUGAUCGUAGAUUACAUUGCACACGCUUCUUGGUGAACACUGAACGAAGCAAUGGUGAUUACUCAAGUCAUAACCCACAUGGAAGAGUAGGGGCGCGAGCGGCGCGGGGGUAACGAGAGGUGGUAAUAUCACCAUAGGAGAUCGACUCAGAUUAACUCCAGCU